AUGAGGUGGAGGAAAGCGUCGUUACUGGCGUUGCCAGCUCUUGCCUCGGCACACGGCUCUCAUCACGCGCACCAAGAGGCGUUCUCACAGGACCGUCUUGACGAAUUAGAGCAGAAAUGGGGAACUGAUUGGGGUUUCAGCGGCAUAUCGACAUUUGCUCAUCUGCCGCACACACGAUGCUUGACCCACCCUGAGACAGCUUACGACAUUGCCAUUCUCGGUGCACCCUUCGAUACAGCAGUCUCUUACCGACCAGGCGCUCGGUUUGGCCCUCGAGCCAUUCGCUCUGGCUCAGCACGCCAGACGUCCUUCCGAGGCUACAACGCACGCGCCGGCCUCAAUCCUUUCACAUCAUGGGCGAACAUCGUGGAUUGUGGUGACAUCCCAAUCACACCCUUCGACAAUGCUCUCGCUCUGCGACAGAUGAGCGAAGCCUACCUGGAGCUUGCAGGGCGAGGGCCUACUGAGAAGAGCACUGAGAGUGGGGUGAAGUACUUUAACAAGCCGAAGGUCAUCACGCUGGGUGGUGACCACAGCGUUGCUCUGCCUGCACUCAGGGCUCUGAACAAGGCAUAUGGUCAGCCCAUCACAGUUGUGCAUUUCGACGCACAUUUGGACACAUGGCACCCAGCCAAGUAUCCCUCUGCAUGGAUUGAUCCUGAAGACCCCACAACACAGUCUUUCUUGAACCAUGGUAGCAUGUUCUGGCUAGCAUCGACCGAGGGUCUUGUUGCGAAUGGCUCGAGCGUGCACGCUGGACUGAGGACCAGGUUAUCAGGCGACGAUGCGACAGAUUACGAAGACGACACGAAUCAGGGGUGGAUGCGCAUCUCUACCGAUGACAUUGACGACAUAGGGACAAAGGGCAUCAUCGAUUCCAUCAUGGGUCGCGUUGGCACAGAUAUGCCAGUAUACCUAAGCAUCGAUAUUGACGUCAUUGACCCGGGCCUGGCACCUGCAACAGGUACACCUGAACCGGGAGGUUGGUCUACCAGAGAACUUAUCAGAAUUCUGAGAGGCAUUGAGAGUCUGAACGUUGUUGGUGCGGAUAUUGUCGAAGUCAGCCCUGCAUACGACAGCUCCGCGGAGGUCACCAGCGUUGCUGCAGCGCAAGUAGUCUACGAAGUUCUCACGAGCAUUGUUCGCAAAGGAUUGACUGAGCAGGCCAGGACUGGAAGUGUCAAAAGUAGUGAGAAGGAUGAGUUGUAG
Messenger RNA from Ascochyta rabiei, 1209 nucleotides. RefSeq names its product Agmatinase. NCBI's taxonomy places the organism in Eukaryota, Fungi, Ascomycota, Dothideomycetes, Pleosporales, Didymellaceae. The record is from RefSeq and is a predicted model, not a curated record. The coding region runs from base 1 to 1209 and encodes 402 amino acids. The transcript is spliced from 2 exons. Gene Ontology annotation, molecular function: metal ion binding; agmatinase activity.